Molecule: messenger RNA, 1796 nt
Organism: Poecilia latipinna (sailfin molly)
Lineage: Eukaryota; Metazoa; Chordata; Actinopteri; Cyprinodontiformes; Poeciliidae
Product: homeodomain-interacting protein kinase 2-like
Exons: 9
Coding region: 131-1609 (492 amino acids)
Biological process (GO): peptidyl-serine phosphorylation; peptidyl-threonine phosphorylation
Cellular component (GO): nucleus; cytoplasm
Molecular function (GO): protein tyrosine kinase activity; protein serine/threonine kinase activity; ATP binding
Source: RefSeq, a predicted model, not a curated record
GUGCAUUUUUUGAAAGAGUAAUUUUGAAAUGUUCUCAGAACGUAUCUGUUAACCAACAAAUCAACUGAUUCAAGGAGCCAACCUGUAACAAUCAAGCUGCACAUGGCCGCUAUGUGAAACACCAUCCACAAUGGGGAGCUUUCCUUCUACACCUUCAUCUAGUAAACGCUUUCAAGCCAGUCCUCCAAUUCCCCAGCGAUUCGAAAUCAUUCAAUACCUGGGAGAAGGCGGCUCCGCAGUCGUGCUCAAAUGCUUUGACACCUACACACAGCAAGAUGUUGCCGUGAAGUUUGCCAAAGGGAAAUACAAAUUGAAGCAUGAGGCAGAAAUGAUGAGAUAUCUCAUGAGGCACAAGUUGGAUCAGAAGAACAUUAUAAAGUUUCACCAAAGCUUCAGCACAAACUCCUGUCUGGUGUUUGAAAUGUGUGACAUCAAUCUAAAAGACUACAUUAAACUAAGACAUCCAUUGAAAUUACAAGAGAUUAGAACAGUUAUCCAGCAGUUGGCCACAGCUUUAGAGGGACUGAAGAAUGUUCAAAUCAUCCACAGUGACCUCAAAACAAACAACAUCAUGGUGGUGGAUCAAAGGAAGAAACCACUGCAGGUCAAGCUGAUUGACUUUGGCUUGGCUCUCCGCACCAAACAAAAUAAUCAAACAAUCAAUCAAUGUCUUUUUUACAAAGCUCCUGAACUCAUUCUCGGGCUCCCAUAUUCUACAGCUUUGGACAUCUGGUCACUGGGGUGUGUAAUGGGAAAGAUGCUUUUAAACUGUGUAAUUUUCCCAGGGAGGAGUGAAUAUGAAAAUCUGCGCUACUACACUGAUGUUCUGGGGCCAGCACCAGACCAUCUUGUUGACGCCAGCAGAAAAUCAGAAGAUUUUUUUAAAAAGUCAAACUCUAACCAGUGGAUACUGAAGACACCUGUGGAAUACUGGGGAGAGGAACACCAUAAACACAGAAGGUCCUUCAACUUUCGCUUUUUGCAUCAAGCUAAAAUGAGUCACCUGAAGUAUGAAAAACUGGCUGCAACAGAAGAGAGGAGGGAAUGCAUAGCACUGAUGAGGGCAAUGCUUCAGUGGGAUGCAGAGAAGAGGAUUACUCCCAAAGGCAUCCUGCGCCAUUCCUUUAUUGUCAGGAAAAGCGACAGUCCUCGCUCUCGCAGCCCUCCCCCUGAAUCCAACACUGCAUCCAAGCAGGAACCUUGCACCAGCAAGGCAGAUGGUUGUUCCACAACCACGGCUCAACCUAAAAUCGCAAGUCAAAAUGUGAAAGAUGUCAAGGGAACGAGAAGUACAUAUGACAUUUCACAUCAGUCAAAACAUUCUGACAAGAAACUGCCUCCACGGCCAAGCAUAAACCAGCCAUCUUGUGAGCAGUUGAGCAAGCCUUCAACUGUAGAAAACAGACUUCUCUCACAGAAGAGAGAUGGUGAGAAACCCGCAGCGAGCACAACUUUAGAGCCUACCAUCAAAAAGAAAGCGUCGCACCCUCCUGCUAUUGUGGAAUCUGCCAUAACUAGGAAAAAGUACAGCCCGAACACUCGUCCGCACAGCAAGUCAAAACAGAGGAAUUUUUUUGAGAACAUUUGUCUUUGUUGGAGACAGGGCUAAAAGCUAACAUUGGUUGCUAUUUAAAAUGUGUGUGGUGGUAUUAAAGAGCUUAACUGAAAACAACAAUGUCCAGGUUUACUAAAUCAACAGGAUAUGAGACAAAACACUGCUACAAACAGAAAUUGCCAGCCUAUGUUCAGUACUGAUAAUGUAAUCAAAUAGUGUAAAUUCUUGGUUCCAAUGUUAA